Molecule: messenger RNA, 3421 nt
Organism: Cyclopterus lumpus (lumpfish)
Lineage: Eukaryota; Metazoa; Chordata; Actinopteri; Perciformes; Cyclopteridae
Gene: notum1a
Product: notum, palmitoleoyl-protein carboxylesterase a
Exons: 11
Coding region: 330-1820 (496 amino acids)
Molecular function (GO): hydrolase activity
Source: RefSeq, a predicted model, not a curated record
GCACCAGUGUUGUCGUUCAAGCUUGUGCGCUUGGUCCAGAAGGGCUUGAGUUGGGCUUAGAUGGGAGAACGGUUGUCCUCUUUGAUUAAAUAGAUCCAGAGAACUCAGCGGAUGACUGUGAAUCAUUUAAAAGGACUUUAAAAACAAAAUAUAUAUAUAGUUGACAUCAAAUUGAAGCGUUUCUAGGAGCGGGGCGCCACGAGUUGUGUCGUCUUUGAAACAGCGCGUGGUUGUCGUCUGUUCUUUCUCAGCUACACAUCGGUGCGCGCGCGUGUUUCCCCUGACGAGACGUUGCGCUUGAAGAAAAGAACAUCUUCCAUCGGGAGAAGAUGACAUCGAUCAGAAUGGUUUCGUCGGUGCUGCUGCUGGUGCUGAUGCAGUCCGGAGCGCUUUGCGCACGGAGGUUUCGGGGUGGCCGCAACCCACAACCACGACGCCCACCACCUCCUCCCACAUACCGGGCGGAUCGGGGUGAUACCACGGAGAGCUUCCCUCUGGAUUUCACCGCCGUGGAGGAGAACAUGGAUAACUUCAUGACGCAAGUGAAGAACCUUGCGCAGUCCCUCUACCCGUGCUCUGCGCAGAGGCUCGACCACGACAUGAAGCUGAACCUUUUGGAGAACACGUCGGUCACCUGCAACGAUGGAAGUCCUGCAGGGUACUACCUGAAAGAAUCUCGAGGCAGCAGGCGCUGGUUGAUAUUCUUAGAGGGCGGCUGGUACUGCUUCAACAAGGAGAACUGUGACAACCGAUAUGACACCAUGAGGACACUGAUGAGUUCAUCCAACUGGCCCCAAACUAAAACAGGCACAGGGAUCCUGUCUCCGCUACCUGAGGAAAACCCUCACUGGUGGAACGCCAACAUGGUGUACAUCCCGUACUGCUCCAGCGACGUGUGGAGCGGCGCUACAGCCAAAACAGAGCAGAGUGGAUAUGCCUUCAUGGGCUCACUGAUCAUUCAGGAGGUUGUGAAGGAGCUGCUGAACAAAGGUCUGGACAGCGCAAAAGUUCUCCUCCUCGCAGGAAGCAGCGCGGGCGGUACUGGGGUCCUUCUGAACGUGGACCAUGUGGCAGAGCUGCUGGAGGGGCAGGGACACACUGGGAUACAAGUGCGAGGCCUGUCUGAUUCUGGCUGGUUCCUGGACAACAAGCAGUACCACAGCACGGACUGCUUGGACGCUGUCAGCUGUGCCCCCACGGAGACCAUCAAGAGAGGCAUCAAGUACUGGGGAGGAGUGGUACCGGAGAGGUGCAGGCAAACCCAUGAAGGACAGGAGUGGAACUGUUUCUUUGGAUAUAGAGUCUUCCCUUCAAUAAAGAGCCCUGUGUUUGUUGUCCAGUGGCUGUUUGACGAGGCCCAGCUGACAGUGGACAACAUCCAGCUGACAGGCCAGCCUGUGCAAGAAAGCCAGUGGCGCUACAUCCAAAACUUGGGCAUUGAGCUGAGGAACACACUGAAAGAUGUCCCGGCUAUGUUUGCUCCAGCAUGUCUAUCACAUGAAGUUAUCACCAGAAAUUACUGGACUGACAUCCAGGUGAAAGGCACCUCCUUGCCCCGAGCCCUGUACUGCUGGGACCGCAGCCUCAACGACAACAGGAACAACAAGGCUCCGCCCAAAGGCUGCCCCGUGCAUCUGAUUGACAGCUGCCCGUGGCCACACUGCAACCCCACUUGCCCCACCAUCCGAAACCAGUUCACCGGACAGGAGAUAGACGGCGUUCAGUUCCUCAAGCACAUGGGCUUUGAUGUGCAGAAGAUGGCCCAGCAGCAGGGCAUGGACCCCAGCAAGCUACUGGGCAUGCUCAGCAGCGGCAGCUAAAGGGACACACACACAAACAGCAUCUCCAAGCUAAGCCCACGCAGGGCUGGCUGGUCUCUCUGGCCAGUCUCCCAUGGCUGAUACCUCCAAUUCCUCCUUCACAACCCAUUCUACCUAUAGUCAACUCCCCUCUGACCUCUUGUUUGCAUUAGUUUGAGCUCAGUCAAACACGGGGGGGCUUUUAUUUGUCCGACAAUCCCUUUGACAAGUACAGGGGCAACGCGACAACGCACAACUCUCUGCUACUCUCCAUUUGAAUUAUCUUUUUGCUUUGUAAAGAAAAAGAUAUCACACAUUUAAUCCAGUUUUAAGGAUGUUCGUUGUUGUUUUAUCAUUUAAAUAUUAUUUUCAUCCAUCAGUAGAUUAUAUUUAGUCAUUGUUUUAAAAAAAGAAAAGAAAACAUCACAAUGACGUAAGGAUGCUGUCUUUGUUCAGUAGACACUAUAGAGUGUAUAAGGGUCUAAUUUUAUAUAAAACCACAGUUUUAUAGAUUCUCAUCACACACAAAACCGUCAUUGAGGCAGUAACAGAUAACAGAUGAGGUGAGAAAGGCACUGGAUCAGAAAUUACAUGUUGUAUUUACAUGGCAAUAACGGUAGUGAAUACUCCUCUAAUCGUAAGUUUGAUUAACAUGAAAAUGAUUUUUUUUCGCCAAUUCAUUAAGUGUCACAAAUAAACUACGGCCAAGGUUGUCGAGUAAUAAUGAGAUUUAAAUAAAAAAGGUACACAUCAUGAAUUCAAGAAAAUGCAUUAAACAAUAGGCUUCAGAAAUUAAACAGACACAUAUCAAAUGUUAUUCCUCGCUAAAAAGAAAGCAGCCAAAAAGAACAAAAGGCAGACAAUGCUCCAAAAAGAUAUGUCGUUGUUGUUGUUGUUGUUGUUGUUGUUGUUGUUGUUGUGAUUAGUGUGGGUUAGGAGAAAGAUGAAGGUAGCUUGGACAGCUGGGAAGAUGCCGGUUUAGUGAAGCUGAAGAUUGUGGGUCGAGAACCAUUUGACAGAUCCACCAGUAGCUCUCCGUACACCACAGUCCAGUACAGUCCAGUACAGUCCAGUACAGUCCAGUACAGCCAGUACAGCUCGUCUGUAGCUCUUUCUCAAGAGGGCGGUCCAACCCCCCAGACGUGGGGCACACAUGCAUGCCAGGUCAGUAGCUCAGCAAUCCUCAGAUCAAUGCAAUGAACAUUUAAAGGGAGACAAAUUACGUGUAUUGUAUAUUUUUUGAGUAUUUGUAUAGGUUCUUCAAGUGUUCACUAUUGUAACUCCCUUCCUAUAUUUCAUAAUAGAGAUCACGUUUUAAUAUAAUGACAAUGUUGUAUGUAAUGAUGACUUUAUAAAUGAUGUUUUUAAAGGACCUCUAUUUCGCAUCCACACCAGAGAAGGAACCGUAUUACUACGUGUAAUUUUAUUCUGUAACAUAUUUUUUAACAGAAGAAAAAAAAAAACUCAAGCUUGCAUUGGUAAUUUACAUAUUUAUUUUGUUAUGUAAAUCAUAUUUAUAAGUGCUAUUUUCACAGAGAAGUGAUUCUUUGUAUAUUGUAAAUACAUUGCUGUUGUUCUCCUUGUGUUGAUUGCAUGUCUUUGUAUCAGACCGAAAAGAAAAG